Molecule: messenger RNA, 327 nt
Organism: Penicillium soppii
Lineage: Eukaryota; Fungi; Ascomycota; Eurotiomycetes; Eurotiales; Aspergillaceae
Exons: 1
Coding region: 1-327 (108 amino acids)
Source: RefSeq, a predicted model, not a curated record
AUGCCGACCGUACAACCCCCCACCGAUGCCGUUGUCAGUCUAUUGCAUGCUUCUAUCUGUGGUACCAUUCUACAUAUCCCCAAAGGCGAUAUCCCAAACGCACAGCCCAAGUUGGUGCUGGGCCACGAGAGCGUCGAGGUCAUUGAGACCCCAAGCUCAGUGAUCCAUAAUUUAGUCGCCGACCGUGUUUUUAUCUCUUGUAUGGCCUCCAAGCUAUCCCUUCACACUAUAGAACGGGCGGCGGACGCUGUGAGGCUGUAUCGAAGGAACCUAGGCCGAGCACGUUGGUGGUCCUCACGUCACCCUUUCCCUGCAUCCGCUGACUGA